CGCGUCCUCAGCUCGAGCUCCUCAUCCGGCCUGCGCGGUGCCCCACAGGCAAAACACAACUUUCCCACAGGCGCGUCCGCCGCUCAGCCGUCCUGCCUCCCCACGACACCGAGCCAGACGUCCAGCCAGAGAGGGCGUUUGAAAGGAUGAGCCGUAGCGUUUACCGGAAUAUCCACAGACUGUCAUUAUGUUUCCAGCGUGAUGUGUGGAGACACCGAGGGGCUUUUUAAGUGAGACGCUGCUAUGUGGCAUCGAAGGGACGCUCCAGAAAACUGCCCCCCCCUCUUCUCGCAGCGGACUAGCAUAUACCUGGACUCUUCUGAAUAGCUCCACCCAUUUUUAACGUACAUUUUUGUGCUACUUUGCUGGACUGUAAACUGCCCAGGCUUUGUUUUUGUAGCAGACUGGGAAGCUGUAGCUAAUAUUAAAAUGGGCACUCAGGUCACGGGGAGGAAGAGGAUUCCCAACAGGGAGAAACUGACGGCGGAGGAUGAUGCUCUGAGUCAAAUAGCCCGAGAGGCGGAGGCAAGAUUGGCGGCUAAACGGGCGGCUCGGGCAGAAGCUCGGGAGAUCCGCAUGAAGGAGUUGGAGAGGCAGCAGAAAGAGAUAUAUCAGGCUCAGAAGAAAUAUUAUGGGCUGGACAGCAAAUGGGGCCAUAUUGAGCAGUGGAUGGAGGACAGUGAGCGGUACUCUCGCCACUCGCGGAGACACGCCUCGAUUUCAGAUGAUGAGGAGCGGAUGUCUGUUGGGAGUCGGGGCAGUUUGAGGGGAAACUACUCGGACCUGUGUAGCAGCACCGGCAGCCUGCCUUCAUCCAGACUUCAAAAUGGCCGGGGCUCGUUGUAUGAGGAGAAUGCGUCCGGUGCUAGGCGGUUCAGUGGCUCCAGCACCCGUGGCCCCUCGGACUACAGUGGUUUUCUGGGGUCCAGUUCCAGGGCCUCGUCUAGGGCCAGCUCAGCCCGUGCCAGCCCAGUGGUGGAAGAGCGGUCAGACUUCCUGGAAAAGGGGUCCAGAACAGCUUCCACUCUCUCUGCUGCCACUCUGGCCUCACUGGGUGGGGGCUUAUCUCGGAGAGGCAGCUGUGAUACCUCAAUCUCAGCUGACACGGAAGCCUCCAUACGUGAGAUAAAGGAUUCUCUGGCAGAGGUAGAGGAGAAGUAUCGCAAGGCCAUGGUGUCCAACGCUCAGCUGGACAAUGAGAAGUCCAACCUGAUGUACCAGGUAGACACGCUGCGAGACACUCUGAUGGAGCUGGAGGAGCUGCUGUAUGAGACACGCAGAGAGUGUGAGGAGAGAACCAAGGAGUAUGAACGAGAGCGACAUGCUCACAGCAUCCUACAGUUUCAGUUCAGUGAGAUGAAGGAGACGUUAAAACAGAGCGAGGAGUUACUAACGGACGCACAACAAUUGCGUGCGAAGCAGGAGAGCUAUGUUAGCGAGAUUUCAGACCUGCAGGAAACGCUGGAAUGGAAGGAGAAAAAAAUCGGGGCCUUAGAGAGGCAGAAGGAAUAUUCGGAUAUUAUCCGAGAUGAGCGGGAUGCACUGAGGGAUGAGGUUUUCCGGCUCAGGGAUGCUCUAAAGAAACAUGGCAUAGUUCUUGGAUCUGAGGUGACAACAAAUGGGGAAGUGGGAGGAAACCCAUUAGACGCACGAGAAGAUGAGGAAUCGGCCUCUAGACUGGCUCAAGAUCUCCACACGCCUAAUACGAGUGGUGACAAUAUUUUGGAGAUCCGGUUGAGGAAGCUGGUUGAGGAGAGGGAGGGUUUGCUUGAACAGGUCAGGAAGCUGAAAGCUGUUGUGGAGCAAAAGCAGAGGAAUGGCACAGAGGAGGCGGUCAGCCCAGAUGAAGAUGACCUCCAGAAUGGCCUGGACCCUCAUAUCCUGGAUUUACAGAGAGAUGCUAACAGGCAAAUCAGCGACUUGAAAUUUAAGCUGGUGAAGUCUGAGCAGGAGGUCGCAGCUCUUGAGCAGAACAUCAUUCGGCUGGAGGGUCAGGUGACCCGCUAUAAAACUGCCUCUGAAGCAGCAGAGAAAGUGGAGGAUGAGUUGAAAGUGGAGAAGCGUAAACUGCAGAGAGAGCUGAGGUCUGCUCUAGACCGCAUCGAUGAACUGGAGGCCAGCAACAGCCACCUGUCCAAGAGACUGGAGAAGAUGAAGGCCAAUCGGAGUGCACUGCUGGCCCAGCAGUGAUGCCUGCCCGAGCCCGCUGCCCUGCCCUCAAACUGCUUUCAUCAUCUAUUGGCAUCAGCCCUGUAGCACCCACACCUCAUUUCAUGAUCUACAGUUACAAAUUGAACAGGCCCAGUAAUCAGCGAUGUUAAUUACCCAAACUACGUGCCAUUCUAAAACACUUCAGAUGAAAACUCACACCUGCAGAAUUGUUUAACUGGAGUAGCAGUGCCCUAGUGGCAUUAAGGCUCACUGCAUUAUUUGAGUCUAGGACAGGAGCAGAAUAAAGGUGUUUGAGAUUCCUUAUGAACAGGAUGAAGGUGCCAUUUCCGGAGGAGUCUUGAUGAGCAUUGAACAUUUCUUGACCUUGCUGGAUUCAGCCCAUGGACCACACUGUUCCCCUGUGUUCUUGGAGCAAUCUGAACAUGAAGCACAUUGAUAGGAGUUCACAGGAGCAUAUCAGCAUCGUGGGCGUUGACUUUGGCGCCACCUAGUGGCUAACGCACUUUAUCAGUCAUCUCUUUCUGCAGCAUGGAGAUUCUGGUCCGGAGCCUGGAAACAUAGCUACAGACAUACAGGCUGGCAGAUGAAGGGAUUGGGCUGUUCCAGUGUACACGGGUGUGUUGUCCACGGACACCACGUGCUGUUGGAUUCACAGACACUGUGCUUCCUCUCGGCAGGGAGCUGAACAAUCAACAUAAUUAGUAGCUACUCCUCUCUGGAGGCAAAAGAAUAUAGAGCAUAUGACUCUGGAGUGCGCUCAGUUGACCUAUCCAGGCUUCGAUCACGAAUGCGUUCUUUCAUAGCAACUGUUGCCGGGUUGGACAAGCUUUACAGAAUGUCUGCAAAAAUCAGAUUCAACCUAAUGAAAAAUUGUAGCACUCUUUUGUUAAAGGAGCUACAUAACAUUGAGGUUUCAGUCUAAAAUACUGCACUACUUCUGAUAGUGUGACCUCACACAUUCAAAAUGAAUAGAAUUUUUGUGUUUUACGUUACGAGCUACAAAUUCUCAGUAGGUUGGAAGAUGGAAGAAGAUAUAGAAUGGACGAUAUAAGAUGCACAGGUGUGUUAUUACAUUUAGUUUGCAUUACAAAAUGCAUUUACUAAUGUGCAAAAAGUGCACAAAUGAACUAGCUAUUAAGUCUAGUUGGGACCUAUAUUACGUUAACUAUAAUAAUUGUGGCUCUGCAUUAAAUAAGUAGAUCCAUUAAAGUACUUCUGAAAUGUCAACAUAUCUUUCACAUCAUUCCUUUAUGCCAGAAAAGAAAGACUUCUGGUGAUAAUGAGUCAGACAGGCAAGUACUAGAUGGGAUUCAUUAUAAAACUUAUAUAUCAUACAUCCAUUCCAGUUAAGCAGAGCCAGAAAUAGGACCUAAUGCGUUUGACCAAACUGUUGCACACUUGUGUGAAUAUCUGUAAAAUACACAGAUUAUUGGCCACUUAAUGAAGGGGCCCUAUGUUUUGUUUAUUUUUUUGUAUAUAUGUGUCUGCAGAUGGGGGUUUGUCCAUGUCAGAGGGUGUCAUAGAUGUCAAAGGGAUAAAAAGACAGCACUUGUCCAUCUAGUUUGCCGAAUCAUGGUGCGAGAACAUGGACAUUAUAUGGACAUUCAGUAGACAGAACAGGCACUUGGGAUAUCACCAGCUUAAAACAUCAGUGGCUUUGGGUUUUUGAGGUUUUGUUAAGAAAAAACAAAAUGAUAUUGCAAUAAUGCUUAUUUUGUUUGAAUGUAAUUGGCUGCUGCUUUGGACUUUGGGCCACAAGAAAGCAGUGGCAGUAGCCUCUUUGGGCCUUGGGAUGAGCACCAGUGCCUGACUGAUAUGAAAUGUUUGUGACCAAUAAUGAUCGAUAGUGACUGAUUUAAGACUAAUUUUCUCCUAAUACUGCGUGUUUCUCACAGUGAAUGCUUUUUAGAUCUUUAAAUAAAAUAUAAUAUCAGCCAAAAAGAACAUCAUCAAACACAAAACACAUUUUUACUGUUAUUUAAUUUACUCAAAGAGUUUUUUCGCCCAUGGUAAUUAACCAAAUUUAGCUUUAGCAGAGGCCAAUUAUUCAGAAAGUCAAGUCAAAGUUUAUUAGCGCUUUUUACAACAGGUGUUGUCACAAAGCAGCUUUACAGAAAAAAUCUUGGUCCGAGCCCCCCGUGAGCGACAGUGGCAAGACUCCCUAAGAGCAAGAGGAAGAAACCUUGAGAGGAACUAAGACUCAAAAGGGGAGCCCAUCCUCCUCUGGUUGACAGCAGAUAGCAAAGAAUAACAUAAGAGCAAAAUAAACAAAGAAUAAGUUCCAAAAGUGCAGGUCUGUCUAGCCUCAGGUAAGGUCAGUGUUCACAACUCCACAGUAAGAAAUCGACUGGGCAAAUGAGGCUUUCAUAAAAGAGCAGCAGAAACCUUUUUAGGAUAAUGUUCUAUGGACAGACCAGCUCAACGUAACAUCAUACCAACAUCGAAACAUGGUGGUGGUAGUGUUGGGGAGGGAUUGUGUCUGUUCAUCUUUACUUGAGCUGAAGCUGAAAUGUACUCAGGUUCUGCAGCAAGACAACGAUCCAUGGCUUGAACCCAACAGAGAUGCUGUAGCAGGGCUUCAAACAAGCACUUCAUACUCAAAAACCUACCAGUAUAUCUGAAUUAAGGCAGUUCUGCAAAGAAGAGUGGGCUCAAAUUCCUCCACAACAAAUGUACAAGGCUGAUAUCAAAGUAUAGGAAACGAUGACUGCAGUUACUACUGCUAAAGGUCAGGAAACAAGUUUUAAGGGGGCUUAUUUACAUGAAACAACAUCCGCUAACAGCUGCGAACAUCUGGAUCUGUUUCACAUGAGUGAUUUGCAUGUUGGCUAACUGUAAAAAAUGAAAUAAUUUAAAAUCUUUUGUCCUUGAUAAGAUUCUCUUAGUCUAAUAUUGCAUCUUGUUUAAAGCUCUAAAAGCAUUCGUUGUGACAGAUGCAGUAACAGAUAAAAUCAGAAAGGGUGCGAAUACUUUUUCACAGCCCUAUAGUCAUAUGAUAUAAUUGUAAAUGGUUUCCUCCACAUCGGAGGUGUUUGUACGCACCAGUAUAAAACAGGUCACUAAAUAUUGGUGCAUCAUCAGCCAAGUUCUGAACAGUACUGAUAAUUUCACAGGACAUCAAUAUCGGCCAAUAUUACUGGCCAACUGAUAUAUCAGUCGGGCCCUAAUGAGCUCCAGAGGUUCUUUCUUUUUGGAUUGUGUUAUGUGACUCGCAUCUUCCUUCUCCAGCAAACUGUGGGCCCAGGAGAUGCUGCACCACUUUAUCUACAGACCUUACAGUCAUUCCCUCCAUAGGAGAACUGGACAUGUGCUCAACUUGCAAUCCUUUCCAUGGACAGACCUUCAGUGGUCAUUACUUUAUGUACACAAAGGCUGGUCAGUGUGAUACAACAUAAUUAAACACAUUCAUGCAAUAA
Messenger RNA from Colossoma macropomum (tambaqui), 5588 nucleotides. It is a transcript of the gene lrrfip1b, whose product is annotated as leucine rich repeat (in FLII) interacting protein 1b. Bases 430 to 2190 code for a protein of 586 amino acids. The transcript has 21 exons. Gene Ontology annotation, biological process: regulation of transcription by RNA polymerase II. NCBI's taxonomy places the organism in Eukaryota, Metazoa, Chordata, Actinopteri, Characiformes, Serrasalmidae. The record is from RefSeq and is a predicted model, not a curated record. Gene Ontology annotation, molecular function: RNA polymerase II cis-regulatory region sequence-specific DNA binding; DNA-binding transcription factor activity, RNA polymerase II-specific.